This is a messenger RNA of Heteronotia binoei (common prickly gecko), 7418 nucleotides long. It is a transcript of the gene ZNF638, whose product is annotated as zinc finger protein 638. The transcript has 28 exons. Gene Ontology annotation, cellular component: nucleus. Gene Ontology annotation, biological process: regulation of RNA splicing. Gene Ontology annotation, molecular function: zinc ion binding; mRNA binding. Bases 1 to 7206 code for a protein of 2401 amino acids. The record is from RefSeq and is a predicted model, not a curated record. NCBI's taxonomy places the organism in Eukaryota, Metazoa, Chordata, Lepidosauria, Squamata, Gekkonidae.
AUGGCGACCUUCGCUGGUUUCCCCCAAGUCGUGCGUGCGCCCACACUGUUCCUCCCCUCCCUCUUGGAACGCCGCGUCAGUCCUCCGACGGGGGAUCUGCGCAUGCGUGGCGGCUGGCGCGUCGCAGGGCCCCGACGCCGCUGGAGCGCGCCGCGAGGCCUUUGUUGCGGCGGAGGGAAGAGGCCGAGGCAGGCCCGGCGCCCAGAGGGGAGCGGCGGCCUGAGCUUUGUGGUGUUCUUGGAAAGUUUUGCACCCCUUGUGAAUUCUCUGAAUCUUGGCAUUGUCAGCCCAUUUCUGUUGGGCCCUUUACAGCUUGCUCAGAUUAAGACGCAGUUGGCUCUUCACCAGUUGAACUCUGUUGCCUCACAUAACUCUGUAGUGUCUUAUGCCUUGUUAAAUGAGGCAUUCCUGAAGACUGCCAUGUUUAACCCUCGAGGAAACAUGCAUUCACGGCCAAGGGGACCUAAUACAUCUGACUCAAUCCCACGUGAGCCUUUUCGGGGGUCAAGACAAUCUAGUUUUCAAGGACAGCGCUCCUCUGGCCCUCGUCAUGGAGUGCCCCAGCAAUUCAUGGGAAGAGAAAUGGGGGCAGGAUUUUCAAGGCCAGAUGUCCAGGUCACUCAACAUAGAAUGGAUCCAAGACAAGCAAGGGAACAGAGAAACCAGCAGAAGGAAGGAGGAGGAGGAGGAGGCCAUAACACACACUGGGAUGAUAAUCAGUUUCCCCAUGGCAAUAGUAGCCAGAGCCAGCCUGCUUCAGGCUCCACUGCAACUAUUCAGAGCCGUUACACAAAUGAGAGUGCCUCAAGCAUCUUGGCAAGCUUUGGCUUAUCUAAUGAAGACUUGGAGGAACUUAGCCGCUAUCCAGAUGAUCAGCUCACACCUGAAAACAUGCCUUUAAUCUUGCGGGAUAUCCGAAUGCGCAAGAUGACUCCUCAGUUGCCUGGUUUGCCCACCCAGAGCAGGGAAAAAGAAGCCUUCCACGGCGAUGAAGGCCGUGGUUCUGUGGUAAAGAGCAAAGUGAUUGAUUAUGGGCACGAAAGCAAGUAUGGAUAUUCCGAAGGUCCCCUUGAAGUCAAAGUGUACGAUUCCGGCAUCUCGACUGAAGAGACCAUGAAAGGGUUUCAGGCUCAGCAGACUGUGCCGACUGCACCCUCGACUGUAGACAAUCCAAUCAACGUCGUAGAAGCACUGAUUCGACAGAUGGGGUUUCAGAGAAGUACACCAAAUCCCCAGAACUUCUUUGUCAUGGAUGGUGCGAACAAAAUGCCUGGAUUGUGCCUGCCUCCGGCAGGACCUGGGGUACCUGCAACAGCCCCCUCAGCCCCAGUCAUGAUGCCCCCUAUGGUGUCUUCCAUGCCUCCACCCAUGAUGCCUCCUGUGCAGUCUUUACCUCCACCCCCUAUUGCACCGCCCAUGAUGCCCACUAUGAACCAGCCACCACCACACCAUUUUGUUCCUGAAAUGCUCGAGACUGUCAACAGGCACGACAGGAUUCAGCAUGAGCCUAGGGGUAAGCCUCCCAGUGCCCCCCCUCGACCUACAGGCGAUCAGAAGAAUUUCCAGAAAAUGGCUGAAAGCCCUAUCGAGUCCCCCUUUGGGGUGGUGAAAGCCUCUUGGCUUCCAGUUUUUUCACAGGCGGAUGCACAGAAGUUGAAGAGGCUGCCUACUCCCUCUAUGAUGAACGAUUACUACGCUGCGUCUCCAAGAAUAUUUCCACAUAUGUGUUCUCUGUGUAAUGUAGAGUGUAGACAUUUGAAGGACUGGAUUCAGCAUCAGAAUGCUGCUGCCCAUAUUGAAAGCUGUCGUCAGCUACGCCAGCAGUACCCAGACUGGAAUCCGGAGUCUCACUCUUCAUCCAAAAGGAAUGAACGUGACAGACAGGGCACUCAUUCACCAAGGAGACAUUCAGCCAGUCCUAGCCCCAAACGGUCAAGACUCUCGAGCUCUGGCCAUGCCAGGCACCGGUCACGUUCCAGGAGCCCUGGCUAUCGCAGGACCGGUCGACCAAGAAGUCGAAGCCCAAGGCGUCUUCCUAGUCCCAGACACAGGUCAAGGUCUCCACGGAGAUCUCGGAAUUCUGGUGCACAGUCUACAAGAUCUUCCAGCAAGGAAAGAGGAUCAGAAAGAUCCACUAGAUCUGCAGACAAGGCUUUGGAAGCUGCAGUGAAAUGUUUGGGGCCCCAGUUUGUGGAACAGUUCCACAAACAGAAAUCGCAACAAGGAGGAGGCCGAGGGGCCUUGGAACCAAGGAGAAUGUCACCUGAGCCUGGGAGGCCGCUUGGAAAUGUGAGGAGGAACAUGAACAGUCCUGCUGUUCCUCAGAAGACGACCAGGAGGGAUUCAGGUUCUCAUUUUGGCUCAUCUGAUGGUAAAGCAAAGCUGCCUGAAGCUGGUGGCAUGCCAGACAAAGGAGGAUUGGCUGUGGAAGGCAAGACCAAGAAAUUGCCCAUGGGUGCACCAAUAAAGGAUACAAGUGUUGCCCACCCUCCUCUUCCUUUCCACAGACUUUUGUCAGACAAAGUCUUGGGUUGCGGUUCAGUCCUUUGUAUAUCCGAUCUACCAGAUGAUGGCUACACAGACCAAGAUAUUGAGAAAAUUGUUCUUCCCUUUGGAAAAGUUAGUGACUUUGUUGUGAUUCGUUCUCAGAAUGAGGCCUUUGUAGAAAUGAAUUAUAAAGAAGCAGUAAUGGCAGCCGUCAAAUAUGGUGAAACUGUUCCAGUUUUGGUUAAUGGAAGGCGUGUGAAAAUAAGCAUUGCAGAAAAGCCCAAACCACCUCCCAGCCAGCCACAGAACAAAGGAAAUGGGAAGAAAACUGUGCAGAAUGUCAAGAAACCGCCUCCUCCUUCUGUGAAUACAAAGAAAGAUAAGACCAGCUCUGCUGCUAAAACACCCCAAACGGCUUCAGCUGCGACCCCGGCUGCAAUGGCCUUAACUGGCUGCCUCUACUCUGGUUCUGGGGCUUUGCUGGAGGAAGCCCAAAGCACCCUCUUUGCUCCCUCUUCCCUUUUAGCAAAACCUGGUGAGAAGAAGCCUGGAGAGGCCCAAAAGGCCGGGGAGACUAAGGCAGGUGUAGAACAGAAGAAGGCAGAAGAUCCAAUGAAAUCAAAGGGUAAAAAGGCACCUGUGGAACAAAAGAAACCCGCAGAUCCUAAGAAGUCUGAAGAGGCCAAAAAGCCAGCAGUUGCCAGUAAGAUCGCAGACACCAAGAAACCCGCUGACUCCAAGGCAAAAGAAACUAACAACUCCACAGAUACUCCAGGCACUGUAGAGGCUAUGCAGAGUACAGAAGCUGGCGACUCAGCCAAUAAGGAAGCAGAAGAGACAUGCGUCGUGGUGGUUUCUAAUCUCCCCGAGGCAGGGUUAUCCCUGGAUGAAAUUUCCAACCUAACCAAGCCCUUUGGAGGACUGAAAGAUGUUUUAAUACUGUCUUCGCAUAAAAAGGCAUACUUAGAAAUAACUCAGAAAUCUGCAGACUCCUUGGUGAAAUUUUACUCCUGCUUUCCAAUGUGUGUGGAAACAAGCAAGCUGUGCAUUAGUAUGGCACCCGAAUUCAAGGAUAUAAAAGAUCAGGAAGCUAUAUUUAUUGCUAUGAUUAAAGAUGCCAAUCCAAAGGCAAACGUGGAAGCUCUGCAUUCACAGCUUGUGCAUCUUGGCAACUUGCCUGACCAAGGGUACUCCGAACUCGAAAUACUGUGUGUCGGGCUUCGAUUUGGACGAGUGGAUCACUACAUGGUGAUAAGCAAUAAGAAAAAGGCAAUUCUUCAGUUGGAUAGUGCAGAGUCUGCUGCAUCCAUGUGUCGCUUUUUGAAAAGAUACCCUUACAGACUGGGAGAGUCGCAACUGACGUUCUCACGAUCACCAAAGAUCGAACCUUUGCCAGUUGAAGUCACAAGGAAGGAGGUGAGAAAACAAGAGCCAAGCAAAGAGAGCCCUGUCUUGAAAAAAAAUCCCGAAGGCUCAGGAUCGGUGCGCACAGCUUCUGUUCCUUCAGCAAAGCCCACUGAAGCCAAGGAAGAGCCCAGUUCUAAGUUGAAGGUUGCGACGGCAGAAGUGAAGAAUGAACGUUCUGAGAAGAUGGAACGUGAAGCUCCGUCAGAGCCAUCAAAGACUGUGUGUUCAGAAGAAAAGUCGGCAGCGUUGACUACCAAACCAGUUGACUUGAGUUCAUCUGAAGUAAAAUCUGAAAAAGCCUCUGCUUUGGCAUCCAGCCUGGGAAAUGAAGAAGAGGUUACAGAUAAGGCUAACACUGAAUUACUGGGGAACACAUCUAUGUCCACAGCAGGGGACAAAGAUGAAGAAUUAACUGACCCUGUCGGUGAGCUCUCAGAAGAGUCAAAGGGCACAGCUGAAAUGGGAGAGAUAGGAGCAAGUCCUGCCAAGACAGAGCCAGGAGUGGAGACAGCUUCCAUCUGUGAGACAGUGCCCCUGGGCUCUACAGAAGCUCCAGUGGAGGAACUGUCAGGGGAAGACCUACAACCAAGCACCAGUGUGGAACCUCCGGGAACAGAUCAUGCCGACACAUCAAGAAACCUCCCUGAAAUGUCUGCCUCUGAGGAGGGGGUGGUGGCAAACAAGGAGCCUGAGAAUCCUCCGUCCACAACUGAAAGCAGCACGGAGGUGGAACCUGAGACAACAGCUGUCCCUGAGACUACAGAACCUGCAACGAAGAAACCUGAACUACAGAUGGACAAGACUGAGGCAGCCGUAGAAAAGCAGCCUGAAGUGCUGAUACCAAAUGACAAGUCAACCCAGGAGGAGAAACUUGAAAAGAAGGCAGAUGAGGGAAGUCCUGAGCAAAGUUUGCCCGAGUCACAGCCAAGUAAGGAAACGGGACGGGACCAGCCUGAAGAAUCUAGUAAAGCUGAUGUGCUUGCUAUGGAAUCGGCACUCAGCGCAGAAGCUACUUCUGUUAGCAAAACCAUCUUAAAGGCUUUGAUGUCUGUUCCAAAUGUAGCAAAGAAAAGAACUGUGACACGAAGGAAGGAGGAGCAGAAGUCCCCCGCCAAGCCCGGAACCAGGAGCGGCACAAUCGCCGAGAAGAAGCCCGUGCCAAAAGAACCGAGUCAGCAGAGACCGGCGAGCGGCAGGUCAAACUUGCCAGAGAGCAAAUCUAAACUGAGGCUGAGUUCUCUUGUGGUUAAGGUAGGCAGUGGGAAGAGUUCAUCGCAGCAAGAGAAGGACUCCCCAGUGGAAACUAAGGGUAGCUCAAAGCAGACCCAAGAGCAAGAGGCUCGAUCAUCCACCAUGAAGCGCAACGGCAACAAAGAAAAGGUAUUCGCUGGGAGAAACACUAGAAGUUCUAACAAUGGUGCAAAGCCGAAAGAGGAAGAAGAGCUUUUCCCAUUUAACUUGGAUGAGUUUGUUACUGUGGAUGAAGUUACAGAUGAAGUGGAGACUCCCUCCCAGCCUAAAUGGAACCCUCUGAGGGGUAAGAGGAAGGAUGCCGCCCAUGAGCCCAGCUCCAAGAGAAGGAAGGGCAAGACCUCUGUUGCUCGUGGAGCUCCUGAGCAGGAGCUCUCCUUCGUUACGUUGGACGAGAUUGGAGAGGACGAAGGCGGGACGGCCCCUGCGGCAGAACAUCUGGAAGCCAUGCCAGAUCCCCAGGUGUUGGUCACCGUUGAUGAAGUGAACGAUGAGGAAGAACUCAUCUCCGAAGUGGCCCAGGAUCCACAGUCACUUGUUACUUUGGAUGAGAUCACCGAGCAAGAGGAUUCUGCUGCUCACGAGGCUGUGAAAGAAGCAGAUGGUGAGCCAGACCUUAAAGAAGCAGACGGUGAGCCAGACCUUAAAGCAGAGCCCUUAGUAACGGUGGAUGAAAUUGGAGAAGUGGAAGAGCUACCUCUGAAUGAGCCUUUGCAUUUUAAGACUGAGACCUUGAAUGACAGGCAGGAAGAAAAAGAGGUGCUUGAAGAUGCUGGAGAUCUCCUUUCUUCCCAGAUGCCGGAAGACCCAAGCACUUUGGUCACAGUAGAUGAGAUCCAUGAGGACAGCGAUGAUCAGCCCCUGGUGACGUUGGAUGAAGUGAUGGAAGAAGAUGAUGACUUCCUGGAAGGAGAGCUUAACUUUGUUACUGUGGAUGAAGUUGGCAGCGAGGAUGAGGAAGAAGAAAAGGACGUGACAAGCACAGAUAUGGAGGAGCCGGAUGCUACAGCAGUCCCAGAAGAAGAGAUUGCAGCUGCAGUUGCCGAACCAACAGAGGGUUUACCAUCAGCUGCCAAGCAAGAAGAAACAGUGAUUCGAGAUGAUGCCUCACCCGGCAGAGAGAAAGCGAGUCCUGGGGAGGCUCUUCCUGAGGAAAAUGAGGCUCAGAUGGAAGUUCCUCUUCCUGAGGAAAAUGAGGCUCAGGUGGAAGUUCCUCUUCCUGAGGAAAAUGAGGCUCAGAUGGAAGUUCCUCUUCCUGAGGAAAAUGAGGCUCAGAUGGAAGAUGCAGAAAAGGAGAGCGUUGCUGCAGAAAUAGAAACACAGGAAACUACCUUGGUAGAAACAGAGAAGGGUGAAGGAGGGAAAGAACUGGAACAAGCCCUAACGGAAGAGACUGAAGCGGAAGCACAGCGAGAGAUGCCUUUAGCAGAAUUAAGCAGCCAGACAAGCAGGGAAGAGCAGCCAGACAAGCAGGGAAGCGAUACGGAGGACAAUCAGCAGCCUUCAGAGUUGGAGAGCCAUGAAGAGGACACAGAGGCCAAAGCAAUAGAAAUGGAUGUUGAGGGAUGCUCAGAAUCUGCCCCUGACAAGGAGGAAACGGGAGAUGUUGCGACGCCUGCUCCAGCCCCCCCGGAGGCUUCUGUUGGAGAGGACCAGACUGCGGGCGGUGAGGAUCCGGAGGCAGGAUCUGAACAGCUUGACCAGGCUCCAGAUGUCAAAGAGGAGGAGAGCUGCAGUGAGCUGGCCCCCUCGCAGUCUCCUGAGAAGCCCGAGAAAGAAGUGGCUGGACCAGAGCGUGAAGAACAGGAGUCUGAACGGAGAGUGGAAGAUCCCUCAGAGAAAUCCGAGGCCCCGGAUAACGUGGAAGAUCUAGACUUCCUUGUCCCAAAAGCUGGCUUUUUCUGUCAGAUUUGUUCCUGCUUCUGUGUGGAUGAAGCGUCUAUGAAAAGCCACUGCCAGUCUGCACUUCACCUGCAAAAUAAGAAGAAGUUCAUGAACAAGAAAACAGAAGAGGAGAAAAAGGAAGGGGACGGGGACUCUGCCAAAGAGAGUUCAAGGUGAUGAUCAAGAGAUGAGCCACCACACGUGUUCUUUAGGGGGCCAGUCAGGUCUGUGUAGUAUGUUUAGUUUACUUUUGUCAACUUCCAGACUUUUGUGUUGUGUAUAUACCCGUCUCAGUAUAGGAUAAGAAUUGUGUGAUGGUUUUUGAUAGCUGUGUGUAACGCUCCUGCCAUCAUUUAAAUAAAUGUUCUUACUCUAUAGACAAAACAAAA